Cutaneotrichosporon oleaginosum is the source of this 1504-nucleotide messenger RNA. RefSeq lists its product as uncharacterized. Lineage: Eukaryota; Fungi; Basidiomycota; Tremellomycetes; Trichosporonales; Trichosporonaceae. The record is from RefSeq and is a predicted model, not a curated record. Gene Ontology annotation, biological process: kinetochore organization; attachment of mitotic spindle microtubules to kinetochore; meiotic chromosome segregation. Gene Ontology annotation, cellular component: Ndc80 complex; kinetochore. Gene Ontology annotation, molecular function: protein-containing complex binding.
CAUCUCGGUCUUUCCAUCUCACCACCGUCCUCCACGCGUCUGAACCCACCCGCAACAACACACACCAUGUCCCGCAAGGCCGACGCAAAGGCACUCGCGGGGUUCCCUCUGAUGGCGGCUAGCGAAAUCCGCGACUGCAUGGAAGCUCUGGGCAUCACCGUGCACCCCGACGAUUUGACCAAGCCGACUGCGGCAACGACACACGCAAUCUGGGCGGCUCUACUCGAUGAACUGAUGGACAUCUCGCCUGAGAUGCUCGAGCAGCCCAAGCUUGCGGCCACCGAAGGCAUGGCCAAUCCCGAGUUGUAUAUGGACACCUUGGGAGCUAUCAUGUUCUACAACCAUUGCAAGCGACUCGCAGACCUGUGCCGUGUCCAGGAUUUCAACCUCGCCGACCUCAUUCGGCCGGACCAGCUGCGACUGCGCGUCGUGCUCAGCGGCAUCAUGAACUUCGCCAAGUUCCGGGAGGAGCGGCGAGGGUUCCAACAAGCCCUCGCGGAGCGGCUGCACGGCGAGCAGACGCGGGCGGACGAGCUACGGCGCAAGCUGGAUCAUAUCAACGCUGAGAUCGCCGAGAUCAAGGCGAAGCGGGAAGAGGACGUGCCGCGCAUCGAAGCAGCGCGUGCACGCAACGAGAAUCUGCGUCAGCAGCUUCUACAGCUGGGAACGACGCAGCGUGCCGUCUCGGCUGAGGUGGAGCGGCUGAAACAGGAGCGCUUUGCGUUGAGCCAGGAACACCGCAGCCGGACGGAGGAGCUUCACGGGCUCGAGCAAGCGGUGGCCGAUGCGCAGACGAAGCUUAUGCGCUCGCCCGACCGCGUGCGGCGGGGGAUCGCCGACAAGGAGCGGCAAUUGGCGGAGCAGCGCGCGCUCAAGAACGAAUUGGACGGGCACCUCCGCGCCGACGAACUGCGCCUGCGCGUGUUUACCGAGAUCGCAGAAGGAGUGGCUGCUCUCAACCGCGUGCAGAAGGAGAUUAUCGCGUUCCGGGACCAGGCGGACGAGAAGCGCCGUGCUAACAGCGAGCGGAGGGACGAGAUCCGCGGCCUCGAAAACCAGUUGCACGGCCUAGAGCGCGAAGCUGCGCAUCUUGAGAGCAAGCUACAGGACAUGAAGGGGCGGUUUGACAAGCUCGCCGAAGAUCGGGUCCGUGAGCGGGAGCGCUUCGAGGCUCGGGAGCGUGAGCUCAGCGCCCAGCGUGCUGCGCUGCAGGCUGAGCGCAUGGCGGAGGGUGAGGAGGUCGCGCGCCUCGAGCGCGAGGCGCACGAGUACGACCUCAAGACGGCCGAGUUUGCGCGUGAGCGCGAACGACACCACACCGAGCUCGUCAAAGAAUGGAAGCUGCUCGAGGCCCACAUGACGGAUUACAUGGCUGCCAUGACGCAGAAGCUCGGCCUUGAGCUCGACGUCGAGCUUUAGCCUGCUCCUUCCCUUUCGCGUCGUAUCCCGCUCCUCUGGUUAUCUAGAUUGUACACAAUUAAUGACACUGUAUAUUACCCUAUGC